UCUUCAGAGGGUUCAGAGUCUCAGUCUGGUUCUGGUCCACAGAGAGCUGAUGAAGACUAUGACGAUGAUGAAGAUGAUGCUCGUCCUCUCUGCUGUCUUCUGUGUCUCAGCUGACGUUUCACAUGAGGGCAUCCUUGUUACUGGCUGUUCUGACACUGAUGAAGAGUUCCUGUUCGGUCUGGAUGGAGAAGAGCUCUGGUACGCAGACUUCAAACAGGGCAAAGGAGUCAACCCACAGCCCACUUUUGUGGUUCCCAUGGACGUACCAGGAGAUUAUGAAUACGCUUUGAGUGAACAACGGAUGUGCAGAAAUAUCCUUAAAAUGGAUCGGGAAGCCUAUAAGGACCUCCCACUGGAGCGAGAUCCUCCUUCAAGUCACAUGAUCUACACCAAGGACACCGUGGAACUGGGAGAGAAGAACUUGCUCAUCUGUCAUGUGACUGGUUUCUAUCCUGCUCCAGUGACGUUCUCCUGGACCAAGAACGGGAAGAACGUCACUGAAGGAACCAGCAUGAACCUUCCCUUCAUCAACAAAGAUGGAACUUUCAACCAGUUCUCCACCCUUGAGUUCACCCCAAAGCUGGAAGACACCUACAGCUGCAGGGUGGAACAUCUGGCCCUGAACCAUCCACAGGUCAAGUCCUAUGAUGUGAAGGUGUCUCAGCCCAGCGUUGGACCAGCGGUCUUCUGUGGAGUUGGUCUGACGGUUAGUCUCCUCGGAGUGGCUGCUGGAACCUUCUUCCUCAUCAAAGGAAAUGAGUGCAGAUGAUUGGGUUGAUGAUCUUCAUCAUAUAGGCGUCUCAUCUUCAUCAUCUAAUUCAGUCUAAUUAAUCUCUUAUUUUGAAAUAACGAUGACGGUGUAGAAAUUAUUUCAUUUUGUUUUCUCACAUUUGUGACUUGUUUCUUGCAAUAAUGAACAGAACAGUUGUCCCUGCUUGUGUCUCAGCGCUUUUAACAGUUUGAAGAACACGACGUGUUUAAACUAUAAGAACUAAAUUCAGAAUGAAUCUUCUAAACAUGUUUGUCUCUGCUGUAAGAAGCUCAGUGGCUUUUUAUUCCUGCUGGAGAUCAUUUAUGGACAAAUAUUGUGUGUUUUCAAGUAAUUAUGAAUGAAACUGGCUCAGUUGUUUUUUUAAUAUUUCCUUUUAUUCAUCUACAGUAUUUGUUCACUUAAAACAAGCUUGGAGACAUAGUUAUGCUGAGCUAAGCUACUAAAAUAA
Messenger RNA from Pungitius pungitius (ninespine stickleback), 1220 nucleotides. Its product is annotated as H-2 class II histocompatibility antigen, A-U alpha chain-like. NCBI's taxonomy places the organism in Eukaryota, Metazoa, Chordata, Actinopteri, Perciformes, Gasterosteidae. The record is from RefSeq and is a predicted model, not a curated record. The transcript is spliced from 4 exons. Gene Ontology annotation, cellular component: membrane; MHC class II protein complex. Bases 50 to 769 code for a protein of 239 amino acids. Gene Ontology annotation, biological process: antigen processing and presentation; immune response.